GCCUGUCAGCUGUCAAAUUUUCACAUUCUGCCAUUUCGGACCGAUUGCAAUUGUACUGCGCCAGAAAAUCGUCUAUUUUUCUGUAUCGCCGCAAACUCGUUUCCCGCAGAAUCCGAAAUGGCUGAUCUUGGUGCUCCAGUCCGCGUAUCCCCACUGAUCCGGUUUGGCCGUUGGUCGUUCCUGGUCGUCGGAGUUGCCUACGGUGCGUACCAUCAGCAGCGCCUGGCUAAGCGUGAGGUUGGCAUUCGCGAAAUCGAAGCACAACAGAAGGUUAUCCGUGACGCUAAGCUGGCCGAGGAGAAGAAGCGAAACCAGGAAGCCGAAGCUAAGGCCAUCGCUGAGCUGUCCAUGCCGACCAAGAAGUAAACAGCGAAAGGAUGAAUCUGCUUCCAUUCUAAGGCACGUACCAUCUUGUGUCCUGUGUUAAUGCUGCAGUACUGGGAUGAUGAAUAAAUUCUUUCAUAGGAAGUAAAACAAACAA
Messenger RNA from Anopheles gambiae (African malaria mosquito), 481 nucleotides. It is a transcript of the gene ATPsynE, whose product is annotated as ATP synthase subunit e, mitochondrial. Gene Ontology annotation, molecular function: proton transmembrane transporter activity. Lineage: Eukaryota; Metazoa; Arthropoda; Insecta; Diptera; Culicidae. The record is from RefSeq and is a predicted model, not a curated record. Gene Ontology annotation, biological process: proton motive force-driven ATP synthesis. The coding region runs from base 118 to 366 and encodes 82 amino acids. The transcript is spliced from 3 exons.